GUAGCAACACCCAUUCCCUGUCUAUUAAAUGCUCAACCAGGAAUACAGGUUUUACGUUGAAAGUAGACCACAUAGCUAUCAUUCUGCCGCACACAGUGUCAGUCACACAGUUUCACUGCAGCUGUUAACUUCAGAAACUAAUUUUUCUCUGUGGACAACUCAUCCUGUUCAGUUUUUGGAGUCUUUUCUUCAGCUGUUGAUCACAUUUUCUUAAGAGGUUAACAAAUUGCUGCUGAGCUAAACCUUACCUGUGGAUUUUAAUUUUGUUCUCAUAUCUGCUGGACGUCUAAAACAAUGUCCCACCCUAGCAGUCUGGAUUUAGACAGAUACAGCAGCAUGGAGAAAUCCCGACGCUCUACCAGUCGUAACCAGUCCAGGUCCCAGGCCCAGAACGGGGACGUGCUGUGUGACUUCUGCACAACGAGGAAGCAGAAGGCAGAGAAGUCCUGCUUGGUGUGCCUAGCAUCUUACUGCGAGACCCAUGUCCAGACUCACUAUGACUACCCUGCCCUGAUGAAGCACAAGCUGGUCAAAGCUACAGGUCAGAUGAGGGAGAAGCUCUGUGCCCAGCAUGACAAGUUGCUGGAGGCUUAUUGUCGCUCUGAUGAGACACUGGUGUGUGUUUUGUGCAUGAUGGAUGAACACAAACACCACGACAUUGUCCCGGCUGGAACUGAGAGGACCGAGAAACAAAAACAACUUGGUACCACACUGUACAAAUCUCAACAUAGGAUUGACCAGAGAGUUAAAAAGUGGCAGGAUCUCCGACAUGCUGUUGAAUCAGUUAAACACUCGGCUCAAACUGCUCUAGAGGAGAACGAGCGCAUCUUCUCUGAGCUUCUGCUUUCCAUCGAGAGGAAGUACAAUGAAGUCAAGGAGAUGGUCCGCUCCCACGAGAAGACCACCGUGACACGGGCCGAGAUACUGCUGAGCCGCUUGGAAGAAGAGAUCACUCUGCUCAGGAAGAAGCACACUGACCUGGAUAAGCUCUCAAACACCGAUGAUCACAUACACUUUCUGCAGAGCUAUCAGUCUCUAUCAGGCCCCUCAGGAUAUGAAGACCUCAACAACGUUAGUGUUGCUCCCAAUUACUCCUUUGACGCCACCAAGAGAGCCAUCGGUGCACUGAAAUUAAAAGUAGAAGAAGUCAGCAAGACCGAAAUGAGCAAUGUCUCAGAAACAGUGAAGGAUGUCUACAUCACGAAAGAAGGUGAGACAAAGAGAGAAUCCAUUGUGAGGGACGAACCAAAGACAAGAGAUGAACCGAAGACAAGAGAUGAACCGAAGACAAGACAAGACUUCCUGAAAUACUCUUCCCAGUUGAUUCUGGAUGUCAACAGUAUCCAUCGCAGCCUUUACCUCUCCGAGGGUAACCGAUCGGCUACAAUGAAGAGUGAGCCUAAGAACUACCCUGACCACCCAGAUCGAUUCGACCACUGGCAGCAGGUGUUGUGCAGGGAGAGCUUGACUGGUCGCUGUUACUGGGAGGUGGACUGGAGGGGAACAGAGAUAGACAUAGCCGUUACCUACAGGGGAAUCCGCCGUAAAGGAAACAGCAAUGAAUGCAGCCUGGGCUGGAACGACAUGUCCUGGAGUCUGUACUGCUCUGACUCCAAAUUCUCCUUUGUGCACAACAACAAGAGCAAAGAUCUUCCAGUUCCAGUCUCCUCUCGUGUCGGCAUCUACCUGGAUUAUGCAGCAGGAACACUCGCAUUUUACAGUGUUUCUGAUGGCAUGCAGCUUCUGCACAGAGUCCAGACCACAUUUACUCAGCCUCUCUACCCGGCAUUCAGUGUGUGGGGCUUUGGUACAACUAUAAAACUGUAGGAGAGUUGCCAUAGUGCUAGUAAUUAGCAUUACAAUCACACAAUAUUCUCAAUUUAGUUGUAAACAUUUGAGACAGGGUGUUUGAUUAAUUAUUUUUAUUGCUAAACGUUAUAUUUUUUCCUUAUGUAUGAAUUUUAUGAAUUUUUCUGUUUGUGGUCUUUUGAUCACCAAUCGUUGUGGCUAAACAAAUGUGUCAGUUGUAAGUAGGAAAAAUAUGCAAUAAUUGAUUUUGAUGUGAGUUUAUACUCCAUAUAUUUUCUAUACUAUGUUAAAGCAUGCGAUACUGACAUAUAAUACAUUUAAUUAAAGUUUUACUGAUUUAUCUGUCACUGGAGUUGCUGUUUUUUUUUCACACAAACAUUUCAGUCUCUUAGCUAUCUUUUGUGUGCUUGAAGUGACAAAUCAAUGUAAUCAAUGUGUUCAAAGCAUGAAAAUCAACAGGAGAUCAAAUAAUAUUGAGAGUAUAUCUGAUCAAUAAUUACCAGACAUCAGGCCCACAUCAUCCGGCCCUCAUUGGGGGAUACCGGUAUGUAGAGACAUUAACAAAUUAAAGCUCCAGAGGGCAGCAGAACACAUGUUGUUGGUAGCAUCACACACACAAACACACACUUUUAGGAUAAACAUAUUCCGAUUGU
Molecule: messenger RNA, 2462 nt
Organism: Anarrhichthys ocellatus (wolf-eel)
Lineage: Eukaryota; Metazoa; Chordata; Actinopteri; Perciformes; Anarhichadidae
Gene: ftr14l
Product: finTRIM family, member 14-like
Exons: 7
Coding region: 295-1827 (510 amino acids)
Molecular function (GO): protein binding; zinc ion binding
Source: RefSeq, a predicted model, not a curated record